AUGGAUCAAUCAGAAUAUGAAGCUAAAGAAAUGCUUAAACCAUAUUUAACAUAAUUAGCUUAAUUAGAGGAAGCAGAUAAAUUGAAGUAAGCAUAAAUAACAGCUUUACGUUUGGCAAUUGAAUAAUUGAAGUAAUAGGCAUUAGAUCAUUAAAAGAAAUAUGAUGAAGAAUAAAAAAAGGAUGGUACUAAUUUGAAUAAUUAAUAUUUUUAGCAAAAAAGAAGGGGUCUGUUAAGAAAUGA
Messenger RNA from Paramecium pentaurelia, 242 nucleotides. The record is from the annotation of a GenBank genome assembly. Lineage: Eukaryota; Ciliophora; Oligohymenophorea; Peniculida; Parameciidae.